Molecule: messenger RNA, 1987 nt
Organism: Amoebophrya sp. A120
Lineage: Eukaryota; Dinophyceae; Syndiniales; Amoebophryaceae
Source: the annotation of a GenBank genome assembly
CUCAAACGGCUCGUCGUCAUCAAUCUAUCACACAAAGCAAAUACGUUGACCUUGUCCUUGACCGUGCGUCGUGGAGAGGACCUCGUAACAACAAGUAGACGCACAGUGGAAAGCGAACAGCAUAACCAACUUCCAGAAAUUAAAAUAUCAUAUGCUAUGGAAAAAUAAUGCGGUCCAUCACGUUGGUUCCGCCCGCAGGGCACGCAUCCAGAACUGCGACAUCAAGUUGUGUGCAGCUCUUGCGAAAUAAUCCCCCAGGAACUACAGUGUCAGUCUCAGUGCCGUCCCGGAGAUACAAUCAUGCACUACAAGUGCCACUUUCCUACUCGACUCGACGUUUGCUCGAAAACGACGACAGGAGUGCGAACAGACGAGCAGCGCAGUUUUACACUCGAAACGCUCAACACGGGGCUUCAAGCAACUCGUCUUCGAGUAACGCACUGCUUUCGCACUGGAUGCGCAGGGCGUUUUAUUCGACAAGCGCGGCAGUGCAACCGGUGCCAAUCUACGCAACUGGCCCGCGAAGAGAUGAUGGUACUGACGCAGCGGAUAUCAAUCGAGGUGAUACAACCCCGGCGCCGUCACAAGACAGUCCUUCAUCUUCCAAUAGCGCUAGAACGUCGACCGAGCAGGAGGACAGUGCCGACGUCGAGGUCGACGACGGAUCAGCCCCAGCAACGGCCUCAAGUGCUGCGAAUGCUGCAAAUAAAAGCAGCUCCGCAUCACAAACUGCUUCCCCAUACCAGCUGGCGAUUCUGCGCGGGGACUUGGAGCUGGCGACGCAAGAAGCGCUGCAGACGCCACAGGGACUCCCUUUCGUCGCGAACCAGUGUGCACAGCGGGCUUUUUUGCUGUACAGCUCAUCGCGGGAAGAACGCGAAAACGCCAUCGCGAUCGGACAGAAAGGGGAGCACUUCGCGCAACAGCUGGAAAGCCUCGUGAACGCAGACGCUGGAGCCACAAAAAGUGAUCUCCUGCUGCAGCCCACGUUGUGGGCGCCGCUGUGCCAGCAGGAGUUUGUGCGCGUCGAUACCACACUGAAACUCGCACGCGCGGCCAUCUACAUGAAAGGCUACUGCCAGGAGAAUCGAGCCGAAGUGUUGCGGGCAACGAGCAGUGGUGCGCCGGACAGUGGGACGGCUCUUCCCGAACCGCCGGGCGCGCUGGAGUACCAGCUGGUUGGGAGAACCGUUGUAGCGCGCAUGCUAACGGGCCGAGUUGCCAGUGUUCUGCAGUGCUUCAUGGGACUCAAAAUGAGCACUCUCUUCCAUCCCCGCGUCUUCGAUGCGCAUGUCAAGGCCGCGAAAAAUUUUGAAGUGAUACAGAUCUUUUUUUGUAUCUGGCUUGACGUAGAUUUAGUAUUCGAAUUCGGUCCGACUCAUGACGUCUUCAGACACAUUGUCGUCGCCACUCGUCGUAAUCGUUUAUUUCUAUUCUAUGUAUUGAUAUUGUUCGGCACUGCGAUUGCGCAAACAAUAGCAUGCGUCCAUCGCAAACAUCAUCGCGUCGCUGAUGCCAUCGAAAGCUAAACUUUCCCACCUGAAAAACAAUCAGGAGCACUUGUCUUCCCCCGGCCCACAAGGACCGUUGGAGGAUGCUGCAGGUUAUACGGAUGCCGAGUUCGCGCUUUGGAUGGAAGCUCGCGAGCACGCCGUCGCGAAGCAGUUCCAGUUGGUCUCCCAACUGGUUGCUGAGAUUUGCGUGGCACGCAAUCCGCAGAUGCUGUCCACGUCGGAAGCAAGGUGGCUUCUUCAUGCCGCCGAGAACAUCUUUGAAAACGAGUGCCAGUACGCGGAUACGCUUCGGAGAGCUGUGAAAACCUUCCAAGCGACAGAGGAUAUGAUCUGAUAAGCUGAGGAAAAAUCCAUGCGUAGUAUGGCGAAGGCGGAAGCCACACCUAAAGACUUGAAUGAUUAUCGAGGAUAUGAAGUCACAAAGAAGCACGAACUGCAACAGGAGCAGCAGCUCCUUAUUCUACAAAUUAAUA